This is a messenger RNA of Rotaria socialis, 1414 nucleotides long. Lineage: Eukaryota; Metazoa; Rotifera; Eurotatoria; Philodinida; Philodinidae. The record is from the annotation of a GenBank genome assembly.
CAAGGUCAAAAAUUCAGUAAAACGGUCAUAACUUUGAGAGAAAGGCCUAAUGGCACGAAAUCUUUUAGACUUUUUCUAGCCUCACUGGAUCCUACUUAUGAGCACAAUGUGAACCCGAAUGGUUGGUAUCACUUGGAGAGGUUCCCUCGUUAGUUGAAAUACUAUCGCUUAGUAAAGGAUUUCAUGCACUUUCGUAUUCAAAAUAUUUGUUUUCACAUAAGUUCUCUUUUAAACUAGAGUUCAAUUACUAGACUGUAAUCAUCUAUUACAAAAAAAUCAUUAUACUACAAUGUUGUAUUAAAAUCAAAAUUAUAAGAAAAUGUUUUUCUUUUCGAUCGUUUAAAUAGCUUUUUUUCCAUUGAUUUAGCAUGAUUAUCGAAUACGUCGCGAUGCUCAACGAUUUGUUAGUCAUACAACUGAUUUAUCAUCAAGUACUGAUCCUAGUAAUGUAUCAGUACAGAUAAUUGAUAUUCCUAAGGAACUAUGUGAAGUUUAUGAACGAAAAGAAAUUGGUCAACCUGUAACACUAACUGGUCCAUAUUCACCAUUAGAAGCAAAUCAUUCAUCGUGUCAUUAUGCAACAAAAAUGCGUCGUGUUCAAAUUGAUGGUGAAUCAAUAAAUUCAGUUGGUUUAGAAGAAGAACAACAUUGUAAUUAUCGUCGUUUACUUGUUGCAUUUGGUGUUCAUCUUUCACAAACACGACAAAUCGUAUCACUUCGUCAUACAACGUUAAUGCCAUCUAUUCGUGGUUUACCAGCUUUAAUUGCUAUGAUUUUUGCACCAACGAUCGAAUUAAGACUUGAUGAAGAAGGAAAAAUGAAAACAGGUGUUUUGUGUGGUCUGGGUUUUAAUCCAGUAACAAAUACUUCUCUUUAUCCUGAUCAUGAUAUGGAUAUUGGAUUUGAUGUACAAAUAUCAACAGAAGAUCUUGUUCGAAUCAAUGAAAUUCGUAAACAAAUGAAUCUAGCACUAUAUAGUGCAGAAUCAGCAGGUAAUAAAGAUUUGAUGCGAUCAGUUCGAAGAACAAUAACUACUGAAUUACAAAAAUUACUCGAAGCAAAACGACCACCGAAUCGAAAUAAUUAUUUUGGAACAUUUCAAUGGAAUAGAUUGAAUCCUGAUGAUCGUGUUCCAAAAAUGGCUGAAGAUGUUUCACCUGAUCAUCUUAAAUUAUUUCCACUUCAUGAUGAUGUUAUUACUCGUACAGUUGACAUUGAUGAUGAAUAUCGUUUGAAGAUGAUGUAUCACCUUAUUUGGCUGCGAGAAAAAGCAACCAUUACAACUUUCAUGUGUCAGAUUACUUGUGAAUUGUGUGAUAUGGAUUUUAAUUUCACUUCAGAUUUAUUUGCUCACUUGUCGUCAAGUCAACAUCGAGAACUUGUUCGACAACUUCAGCUCACCCAUUGUAUAUAA